AUGACUUCUAUACGAAACCUGGCCUGGGCUGCAAUCAUUUUGUGUGCCAUGUGCCUUUGUACAACCUCUGAUGGAAGACCGAUGGUGAAAAGGUCGGUGAGCGAGAUGCAGCUGAUGCACAACCUGGGCGAGCACCGGCACGCGGUGGAGAGGCAGGACUGGCUGCAGAUGAAGCUGCAGGACGUGCACAGCGCCCUGGAGGACGCCCGCGCCCCGAGGCCCCGCGGCAAGGACGACGUGCUGCUGGGCCGCAGGCUGCUCCCCGAGCACCUCAAGAAAUCCCUGGAGCUGGACAAGGCGUACAUGGAUGUCCUCUUCAAAACAAAGCCGUAGUGAGAGAGCCGGAGCGCUGUCUGUCCACGUGAGCACCUGUCUGUGUAGCAUUGAUCAACUAGGGCAUUUCAUUCCUAUUUAUUCCAGCUGCAUAAGGAUUAAAGGCUCUCC
This is a messenger RNA of Ficedula albicollis (Collared flycatcher), 444 nucleotides long. It is a transcript of the gene PTH, whose product is annotated as parathyroid hormone. Gene Ontology annotation, biological process: intracellular calcium ion homeostasis; cell-cell signaling. The record is from RefSeq and is a predicted model, not a curated record. The transcript has 2 exons. The coding region runs from base 1 to 333 and encodes 110 amino acids. Gene Ontology annotation, molecular function: parathyroid hormone receptor binding; hormone activity. Lineage: Eukaryota; Metazoa; Chordata; Aves; Passeriformes; Muscicapidae. Gene Ontology annotation, cellular component: extracellular region.